AUAACUUUUCAUUCAAAGUUUUCUGAAGUUUUUGUGGAGUGUUCAAAUUUUUUUCUCUUUUUAGUGAAUACUGCUUUUGGAAUAAAACGUAAAGUUCACGAUUGCCCAUACUGCAGCUACUCUACAUUUCAAAGUACCCAUUUAAAGAACCAUGUGAGAACUCAUACAGGAGAAAAACCAUAUGCUUGCAAAAUAUGCGGCAAGCGCUUUACGCAAAAAAAAUCUCAAAUCUAUCAUGAAGUCACUCAUGAGUGGAAUAAUAAAUUCUUGUUUACUGUUUUCGGGGGAACAAAGCGCAAGAUUCAUUGUUGUCCUUAUUGCAACUACUCUACAUUUCAAAGUACCCACUUAAAGAAUCAUAUAAGGACUCAUACUGGUGAAAAGCCCUAUGCUUGCAAGAUGUGUGGCAAAGGCUUCAGAUACUAUCACUUUAAUAUCCAUUUUCUUUCAGAGUCAUUCUUCUUUGUUAUGCCAGGUGGAAGAUGCAAGAAGAUUCAUUGUUGCUCUUAUUGCAGUUACUCUACUCCAUAUCAUAGAACAUUAGAGAAUCAUCAAAGAACUCACACGGGUGAAAAACCAUAUGCUUGCAGGAUGUGUGGAAAGCGCUUCUCUCAAAGUGCUGGUCGGAAGGCACAUGAAAUAACUCACUUGAAGGUGCCGUAAUGCAAAUUUUGCUUAUAAACAAUUAAAAGUACCUCUUUCGAUUGAUUUUACUGGACAGAUACUUUUUAUACUUAUUUACACUGCAAUAUACUAGCAUUGUACUAGUAUGGGGCAAUUUGUUCUACAGUAUAAUAUUGUGCUACUUGUUCUUUGGUAGUGGAAUCAUUUAGUGGUUUAUCAUGAAGUACGAAAAUACUUUUAUAACAUAUUUCUGAUAUUAAAUAAUUAAUCCCAAAGAGCUGAAGCUGUAAAAUAUGAAUUGAUUGAAAAUUUCAUUUACUUCUAAAAUACACAAACUGGAAAUAACAGUAGACAUGUUUCAACAACAUUAGUAGCCACCUCUCCAUUUUGCAUUUUACUCUGAUUUGCCUCUUUUGACCACUGUGGUUUUUUCUUGCUCUGUUUUUCUUUUUUGAAACAGUAGACAUGUUUCAACGACAUUAGUAGCCACCUCUCCAUUUUGCAUUUUACUCUGAUUUGCCUCUUUUCACCCCUGUGGUUUUUUUCUUGCUCUGUUUUUUCUCUCUCUCUCUCUCUCAUGGCAACAGUGGCUUUUCUAGUUUUGUUUCCUACCUUUAUUUUUUCAUUUCUUGCAGGCAACUUGACCUUUUAUAUUUCAAGGAAUUUUUUAUUUUUCUCAUUCACGUCUGUCGAGUUGUGGAAAUGGGCGCCUGAUUUUGAGCACUUGAAACCUAUCGACUGUAAUUUCGAAUUAUAUAUUUUUAUAGCGAAUGAAGUUUUUAAUCAAGUAAUGUUUCUAGUUGCUAAUUAUUUUCGAAAGUAUUUGAUGGAUUAAAGAACUUAUUGUAUUUAAAUUAAUAUCCCUAAAACCAUCAAUAUAACAGUACAUAAUUUAUUUAAAAAGUUGUUUAGUGUCUCUAGACCUUAAUUAAAAUGUGUACAUUAAUUUGCCUCUAAU
Parasteatoda tepidariorum (common house spider) is the source of this 1582-nucleotide messenger RNA. The record is from RefSeq and is a predicted model, not a curated record. NCBI's taxonomy places the organism in Eukaryota, Metazoa, Arthropoda, Arachnida, Araneae, Theridiidae.